ACUCUCUGUCAGAGCGCGGCGUUGACAACCACUGGCCACUGAUCAGCCCACUUUGCACGGGUCGCGUCUCCAUGCAAGACUGCUGAAAAAGGAGCUCUGUCCCUCACAUUUUCUUUUACUUGCAAGUCAAGCAUCUGACUGAAAGCAGCAAGCCCGUCCACGGCAACAAAAGCACAAGAAGUCAAAAAAGCCUCCAAGUGAUUUUCUAGGCUCAUCACUGUCUGCACAAUGUCUGGAGAAGACGCACCUGCUCAGCAGCAAAACGCCGUGGACCAAAAACAGGAAACCAAACCUACCGAGGAGCCCAAAACCGAGCCACCCAAGACGGAGUCCCCACCCGCCGCCGCCGCAGAGGCAGCGGCCACCCCGGCGGCGACCACCGAGAAGGUCCCCGAAGAGGAGACCUUCACCUACCGCGCUCUGGUGCUCACCGGCUACGGAGGGUAUGAUAAAGUCAAGCUGCAGGUGAAGAAAGGCAAGCCGACACUCAAGGCUGGUGAGGUCCUGGUUCGGGUCAAGGCAUGCGGGCUGAACUUCGCCGACUUGAUGGCCAGACAGGGGCUGUACGACCGGCUGCCGUCCCCGCCGGUUACCCCGGGAAUGGAGUGCUCCGGGGUGGUGGAGGCUGUAGGGGAGGAAGUAACAGACAGAAAAGUUGGUGAUAAGGUUAUGGUGCUGAACCGCUUUGGGCUGUGGCAGGAGGUAGCAGUGGUGCCAGCAAACCACACCUUCCUAAUCCCAGAGGGGAUGAGUUUUGAGGAGGCAGCAGCCCUGCCUGUCAACUACAUCACCGCCUACAUGAUGCUGUUUGACUUUGGCAACCUGCGACCCAACCAGAAUGUCCUCGUCCAUGCGGCUGCAGGUGGUGUGGGGAUUGCAGCUACUCAGCUGUGCAAGACGGUGAAGGACGUGACUGUGUUUGGCACUGCUUCAGCCAGUAAACAUGAGACCAUCACCCAGGGUGGAGUUACGCAUGCCAUUGACUAUCGCACCAAGGACUAUGUGGAGGAAGUCCGCAAGAUCAGUCCAAAAGGGCUGGACAUAAUACUGGACCCUCUUGGAGGAUCAGAUACCCAUAAGGCCUACAACCUGCUGAAGCCUAUGGGCAAACUUAUUACCUAUGGAGCGGCUAACAUGCUGGCAGGACAAAAGAAGAACCUGCUUGCUGUGGCAAAGAACUGGUAUCACCAGUUCUCCAUCCACACACUCAGCCUGAUCCAGGGAAACAAGUCGGUGUGUGGUUUCCACCUUGGCUACCUAGAUGGGGAGACAGAGCUCAUCACCGAGGCAAUGAAUACCAUUCUGGAUUUCUACAAGGAGGGCAAAAUCAAACCCCGCAUUGACUCUACUUGGCAUCUUGAGCAGGUGGGCGAUGCCAUGAGAAAGAUGCAGGAAAGGAACAACAUUGGCAAAGUGAUCCUCACUACAGAGCCGAUGCCCGAGGAAGAGAAGAAGGAGGAGACUAAGAAGGAGGAUAAGAAAGAGGAUAAGAAGAAAGAGGAUAAGAAGAAGGAUGACAAGAAGAAGGACGAUGCCAAGAAGGAGGAGAAGAAGGAUGACAAGAAGAAGGAGGAGCCCAAGAAGGAGGAGAAGAAGGAAGAGGAGAACAAGGAAGAACCCAAGAAGGAAGAGAAGUGAGAGGGUUGAAUGGAUGGAUAGUCAAGCAGACCAGCAGGGAGUUUGUGUCUUGGGAUCUCGGGUGUGGUGUGGGAUUGUGGGGAUGGAUUUGGCAAUUUAGAUGGAUGGGGUGGGGGUAGGGGUGGGGGGUGGGCGGGGGGGUAAGUAAGAAUGGGAAUGGGUUAGAAGGAUGGAUUAGAAAAUGAUCACAGCAUUGUCAGUCUUUCACAUCCCCUCUCCAUCACCUUUUGGGUCCACAAUGACAGCGAUUACUCAGACCUGGCUCCACCCACCUCCCCCUCCCUUCCUUUUCUUGCAUUUAUGUCUUAAAGAUUCUGAUCACAUCUGAGCUCCGAACCUAUCUUCCUCUCUGAUAUUAAGCGGAAACGCCCCCCCCCCCCCCCAAAAAAAAAAAAAAACGAAACAAAAAAAUACCUAACGAUAAUGGCAGAGACAGAAGGACCAUGGAGGAUUGUGGGUACGGUCCAGGCCUGGGGCAAAUUACUGUUUCCCUGACAACAAUAAUCCCCGCUCUCACGCCGGCCCCACCCUCGACCCCCGUGCCCCUCUGCACCUCAACUCCCACUGUGCUAAAUUGUUCUGCUCUGACUUCCACCUGCCACCUCUGCUUCCCCAUCCCCUCACUGUGCUGAGUCCCCACCCUGCCCCCACCCCACACACACACCUCCCACACCACCGCCCCUGCCCACCCACCCUCAGGCCAGACCCACAGACAGGCACAAAGACGGGCAGUAAAAUGAGAGAACCACACCCACCCACACGUUGCUCUCAGUGUCCAACACUUAGUUAUGUCACCAAGGAUGAGUCAGAGAUGCCUGUGAUUGGCUGGUGCACCUCCUCUGGAGAUAUUUGCAUCAUGGCUUUUAUCAUGAUGUUUUAUGGCUCAGACAAUAGUGUUAAUACUUAAGACCUAACCCUGGUUAUCAUUUAUGUGGACUUAUGUGUUCAUAUAAAGCAAGGGGAAACCUCUCAACAAUGCAUUCGUUCCCACCAAAUUUAAGUGAAGAUAAUAUAGAAUCUGCAGUUUUGCACUAGCCUGAAUAUGAAUUUGCCUCAUAAUGAGCCUUUCAGACCAACGUUGAAUAGAGAGGCAGAAAUCAUUGCUCAGCUUCCUUCUCCUUAGUUACAGAUUUUUCUAGCUGACCAACUGUUGGCAAGAAGUGCACAGUGCCAAUUAAGAGAGAUUUUGUUUCUGUUUAAACAAAUACACACACAAAUAUACACUCUCGGAGUGUGAUGAAAGAAGCGCUGUCAUGUUGAGAUAGUAAAUCGUCUGAAAUGAGCAGAUAGUUAAGAAGGUGAAUACCAGUUUAGUUUUUACUCCCCUCUGGGUAAGGCUUUCUUCCUCCUCAGUCCUCCUUGAGGAAUUCCAUGGCUCCUUUCACAGCGACCACUCGCCUGUCGAUCAUCCUGACCUGAGAGAGGAGAAUUCACUUCAAGCUGGCGUCCAUACUUUGCCUCCCCUCCCCUCUCUCUCUCUCUCUCUUGCUCUCUCUCUCUCACUUGCACUACUCCACUCUCUCUCCCUCCUCUUUCCACUUCCCUCUCUAUGGUCGGCAUAGCAACAGGCGUCAGGCUCGUCAGAGAUGGCACUGUGGUUUGUUUCUCCCCCUCUCCCAGAGUCUCUCCUUUCUGCUUUCUUAGUCUACAUUUGCCAACAGUUGGUGCUGUCGACAUGUACUUCAACAGGUGUAAAAUGUAUUGAGAAGGAGGAGCUGAAGCAGUCUUAAAGACUUAACCAAAUUCUUACUUCAAACCAGCCUAAAAUUUAAAAUCUAAUACGAACUAUGUGUGUAAUCAACAGUGUGUUGGUCAAAAUAUCACAGAGCUCCCCCUAACGGACAGUGUGAAUGUUCUUACCUAUAGUGUUUCAUCACAAAUCACACUGGAUGAACUGGACUAACUUUAAGUUUACCCACAAAUCCAGGCUCUCUCUCUGUCUAGAUUGUUUUGGUGACUGGGCAACAGUUUUGAGAGAUCAGCUGUAGCAAUGUCUGCCUCCUCUUGAAUAUGAUGAAAUUGGACAGCACUUGCUUCAAGGUGGUCAAAGUACCACAAAGAGACAUUUGAACACCCAGCAGUGUUGUCACUUUCCAAAAAUCAGGACCCAGUUACUCAAAAAGUCCUCAAGCCUUGUUGGGAGCAGUUUUGAGGAAGCAAUAUUUUCUUCGAACUACACAUGACACUGUGCAAAAGGAAGAGUGAAUCUGCCCAUGACAAGAAGCUCAUGCUCACGACCUAAUAGUUAGAUAGCUUCCUACUUUGCACAGCCAGCUGCACUCUUCUUUUAGUCGGUAGGCGUAGUUGGGUAAAAGGAGAAAAAGUUCCUCAAUGAAGCUGUUCUCAAGUUUUGUGGAUUUGUUUGCAUAACUGGGCCAUGAUUCCUGGAAAAAGAUACUGCUGUUGAGCUGUUCAGAUGCAUUUCAUUUGAGCACCUGAGGCAAGUGCCAUAUAGUUUCACUGUGUUCAAGAGAAGGUAGACACCUUUACAGGCAGUCUCUUGAAAACUUGGCACUAAAACCAUCUAAAUGGAAAAGUGGCACUACGGGCCAGAGAAAAGACAUUUGUUUCUUUUUUUUGGAGAGUGAACUAUCCCUUCAAGGCCAGUCCUUCCUAUUUCAUUGCAUCAAAUCCUUCACGUCUGUGUCAAUCAACUUUAAACCUUGACUAUUUAUCCCCCUGCCCGCCUCACUGCCUGUCUGUGAGUCUGGCCUCUGUGUCGAGACUCAGAUGGUGACUAGUGACUUUGUAAAAAAAAAACAAAAAAAACAAAAUGUUUCAAAAAAAAAAGGAGAAAAAAAAGUUGUUGUGUUAGCAUGAGUGGCCUCCCUCAUGUGCUGUGUGUGGUGUGCCAUUAUGUGUGAAGAUGUGCGUGUGUCCUCAGGUCAUUUGUCAGGUUUUAAAAGCGCAACCCCCCCCCAACUCCUACCAGACGUUCCCUCCUUACACUACUCUGCUACAGUAUGAUGUAGCUCUGAAACCAACCAACACAUCUUACUCUAUCUCUCCCUCCUGUCUGAUAAGAGGCCUGUAUUAUGAGGACAGUUGGUAUUAGUAUUUUGCACUCUGCUCGCUGAUCUUAAUGCACUUGCAAGCAUGGCGGUCUCACUCCAGUCCAGCACAGGCUUUGAUUUUGCUCCAGGUUUGCAGCCCAUUUCCCAUCAUCCGUUCCCACUGUAUCUGCUAAAGCUCACUGAAAGCACAGGUGGCACACACACACAGAAACACACAAACUCAUGUAAAAGUCCCCUCAUUUUCAGCUUGCCAGUCCCAGCCUGGGCCAACUUCUCCUGGGUGGCAGCUAAAAUCAAAGCAUUCAUCCAUCCUUGACUGUGGGAAGCAAAACGUGGAGCAGGUCCGAGCGACGUGGGCUGGAGUGCGACCGGCACGCUGGUGUGGGGAGUGAUUGUGUCCUGUCAGCCUCUGGUUAGUGUUCUGUUCUAAUCUGCUGGGCUCCCUUUGUGAACCUGUGGACGGUGCUUCUGUUCCGAGUGCCAUGUGAGAAACAAACGCUUCAGUUUUGAAAUAAAAAAAAAAAAAGAUGUUUUACUUACUAUGUUAUUUUGAUUUACCUUUAUAUUUUUGUUCGUUUGUUUGUUUUUUGUUAUCCAAGGGUUUAAAGUUCAAAGCUCAUACUCUUAUGUGGGGACUUGCCAACCUGCACUCCUCUUUAAAUGUGAUGAAGUCUUUCUGUUGGUCCAAACCAUGUGUGCCAAAUUGUAUGUAUAUUCCUCUGUCCAUGCUUUGAAUAUUAACAGUGCAUAAAAAAUAUGAAGAAAAUUCUGUUGUUGGAUGCAUUUCCGUCAACCUUGAAGAAGAGUGAGAAAAAAAAAGAAAAAUUCACACAAGUUGUCACAUUGUGUCAGAUUUAUAUCCCAAAAUGCUCAGAGGUGCUGACAGAAUUUUGCUGCAGUUUAUAAAAGGUUUAACACAAUCUGUAUUUGGUGAUUGGUUGUAGUCUUGCUGAAGCAUAGGCCUGCAUUGUGCCUCUCUCCUUACCUCAAUCUGAGAUGUAUUUAGUAAAUGCUUUUCGCUGUGUUUUACCAGGUCUCACAUCAUAUCAGCCCCAAUAGGAUGAUUCCCUCUGUUGGUUUACAGCUGUAACAUCAGUAUUACAGUGAAGAGGAACAGAACAUGGUGGAUUUAAGACUCAAAACUCCACCACACCAAAAGACGGUCGUAAAUCUGCAAAUUUCCCCCAGCUCCAAAGCUCUGUGCUAUUCCUCUCUAUGGAUUUCUUUUCUUUCAGUUUGUUUCCAAAAUGGUUUGUAUAACAAGUGAGGGACCAGAUGUUUUUUACACAGCUGUGCAGGGAAGCCAGUAGUGUAACACAGCUGAGCACAGCCUCUGCUUAUUGGCUAAUCAUAGCUCAGUUCUGGCCUGCCCCAGACACAACAUUUCCGCUUUGCAGCUGAUCUCAGUUCACUCAAGGAUUAUUAAGAGUCAUUCCUCUCUUCCUGUGCUGCAUCUGCAGAACCUCUUGGCCAGUGCAACAGUUGCAGUCCAGCAGCCAGCCAAAAACUCCUCUCCAUAUCAGCCUCUUCCUUCUGCAUACACAUUCAAAGAAAAUAGAACAUUACUUUGACAUCUGGAAUUUGAAAUUGCAUGCAUUCAUCUGCAUGUGGAAAACAGAUUAAAAUCCCUUUUCUUUUUUUUUUCUUUCAACAUUUUCCCCGGGGUACUUUUGAACUGAGAUGCCUUUGACAUGAACUCAAUCAGCGGGGUGGGUGUUUCGCGUCUUGAAUUCGGGUUCAAGUGGAUCCGUUGGUUAAAGUAAAACCCACCCCUUCCUACUGUGGCCUGCAGCCUGAGAGCUUUUCCACCGUGGUGAAGCUGAAUUGUAAUCUCAUCUUGAAAUGGUUUCCCAGUCAUUCCAGACACUUAUGCAAGAGUACUUAACUACUCAGAGAUGCAUGGGAGGAACAAAAGUAUUUCAAAGUUUUCCAAAAAAAUUAAAGUGGGUUUUUUUGUUUUGUUUUUUUACAUUUUAGAUUUGAUUAUACUGUCACUCAUAGUUUUAGAUCUAAAGAAAGUGAAUACAGUGAGUGUUGUAUUUCCAGCAGCUACUUUUCUAUCUGUCUUGGCUUGAAGCUGUAGUCCCUCACAGCCACCCACCGUUCAGCUUUGUGGUGAA
Oreochromis niloticus (Nile tilapia) is the source of this 6772-nucleotide messenger RNA. It is a transcript of the gene vat1, whose product is annotated as vesicle amine transport 1. NCBI's taxonomy places the organism in Eukaryota, Metazoa, Chordata, Actinopteri, Cichliformes, Cichlidae. The transcript is spliced from 6 exons. Gene Ontology annotation, biological process: negative regulation of mitochondrial fusion. Gene Ontology annotation, cellular component: mitochondrial outer membrane. Gene Ontology annotation, molecular function: zinc ion binding; oxidoreductase activity. The coding region runs from base 229 to 1638 and encodes 469 amino acids. The record is from RefSeq and is a predicted model, not a curated record.